Messenger RNA from Oppiella nova, 612 nucleotides. NCBI's taxonomy places the organism in Eukaryota, Metazoa, Arthropoda, Arachnida, Sarcoptiformes, Oppiidae. The record is from the annotation of a GenBank genome assembly.
GCGUCGUUUGCAUUCGUGAUCGGCAGCCCUUCCCGUCUGAUCCACGGCUCGGACUCAUUCGGCAACACCUGUGGCCACAAGAAUGACAACAUGGAUGAGCUCCAGCUGUCCGGCCUCGACAUGACUGGCAAACCUUAUCUGUUCCAUUUGGACCAAAGCAACCCUCAGGAGUCGAUUAAGAUAUGCGUGAAGGAGUGCCCGAAGACUGAGAUGCAGAAUAUUGCAGACAUUUAUACCUUUUAUACGCGAACCCAGUCCUCGCUCUGCAGAUAUGACUACAACUUCACGUCCACCGCAUCCUUCUCUCUGGAGCGCCAGUUCUCCCGUAACGAUCAGGACAUGAACCGACUGUCCAACGCCGGGCCCUGUCCUAAGCUACCCGUCCACCCGACGAAAGCCAUUCUCUACCGGUGUAUACCAGAGGUUGCCAUACUUCAGGGCCAGGCGUUCGGGCACACCGUCUAUGAGUUCAUCUCCAGUUACGUUCCGCUCAAGAAAGUGAUCAACGAUUUGAUUAACGCCUACAAAGAGAUCUCCUUAUCAGUGGUGGUGUCCAUUAUAUUCGCCUUUUUCUCGGCGUUUGUCAUACACUUCAUCGCCGGCAUCGCCUCC